ACGUCAACCGCUGCACGUUACUGCUCCAUGGCGACCGUUCGCGGUUUACGGGUGUCUGUGAGGUCCGACAGCGGCUCCGACCGCUCGGAGUGCGAUGUCGAGUCCGAGUCGGAUAAAGAUGCCCGCGAAUCGGAGCCCAUGGAGGUGGAGGAAGGGGAAGUAGAGGCAGACGACAUCCCCAUAAACCGUUCUCUGAAAGAGCUGUUACCGGACACCAGCCGGCGUUAUGAGAACAAAGCAGGCACCUUCAUCACUGGGAUAGAUGUCAACUCCAAGGAAGCAAUUGAAAGGAAGGAGAAGAGAGCGAGGCGUUUUCAUUUCCGUGCUGAAGUAAACCUAGCUCAGAGGAAUGUGGUUCUGGAUAAAGACCUGAUGAAGAAAGCUAUCCCUAAAGUGCGAUUCGAGGCACUCCAUGUGACAGGCGUGGAUGACAUGAGUACCCAGGAUGUGUUCGGAUAUUUUAAGGAGUAUGCUCCGGCGCAUAUUGAGUGGAUAGAUGACACAUCCUGUAACGUUGUGUGGCUAGAUGAUGUCACCUCCACUCGAGCACUUAUCAACGCCAGCCGGAUGCUCGACCAAGACACUGUUGCCAUGAAGACAGAGGACUCCAAACAGGACAGAAAAGCCGAUGAAGAGAGUAGAGGACCCAGGACACAGAGUUCUGAUGAUGAAGAAGAGGAGGGUGAGGUUGACGAGGAUGAGGAGGAAACUGAAAAACAGAAAAACAGUGGGGAGAGCGAGGGAGAAAUGGACAAGAAUCCUAAAGCGGAGGAUAGCCAGAUUAAACUCUUGUCUCAGGUGGAGAUGGAAUCCCUGUUACGAAAUGAUUUACGGCCGGCCAUCAAACCCUUCAAAGGCAAUAAACUCUUCCUACGAUUUGCCACUCAGGAUGACAAGAAAGAGCUUGGUGCUGCACGACGAAGCAGAUACUACAUGAAAUACGGAAACCCGAAUUAUGGUGGAAUGAAGGGAAUUCUCAGCAACUCCUGGAAGAGGAGGUUUCACACACGAAGAAUUCAGAGAGAUGUCAUUAAGAGUAAGAAGCCUCUCAUUGGUGACAGCAUGGGACACACUCCACCGUACACACACAGACACUCAGCUGACCUUGUCAACCUGCCAGAGGAGCCCAUCAAGGAAGAAGAGGAGGAAGAGGAGGAGGAAGAAGAGGGGGAGGAGGACAUGGAUUCAGAUGACAGGGUGGUUGAGUAUAAGGAGAGGGGGGGCAGGGGGGACAGCCAGCGAAUGGCAGGCUCAGGUGGGCUGCGAAGCCGGUUGGGUCGCUCCACUUCUCCGUCAUCUGAAUCAGAUGAGAUGGACUACGACCUGGAGCUAAAGAUGAUCUCUACGCCCUCGCCCAAGAAGAGCAUGAAGAUGACCAUGUAUGCUGACGAGCUGGAGACCAACCUCAAAAGCAUCCGGAACUCUGUACAGAGUGACAGUAGUUCAGUGAGUGGAGUGCGGAACAGGAUCGGUGUUGUUGGUGGUACCAAAACCACAGCAGGGAACACGGUGACAGAUGUCAGGCAGCUGCUAGAGGAGAAGCGACAAGGACUCAGCCAGCACAGACAGCAACCCAAUUUGGUCACUGCUGGAAAGACAGAUGUGCGGCAGCGCUUGGGUAAGAGGCGCUAUUCUCCUGAGAGACAACGCUCCACGUCCCCUGUUUCUGUGAGAGACACGCCCUCGUCCAGGGAGUCAGCCAGAGAUGUGCACAGCAGACUGGGCACGGCCAGUGAAGAUGCCAGAAGCCUCUACUCAAAUACAUCCAAAGACAGAAAGACAAGUCGCCUGUGGAGCAGAUUAGGACCCUCUGACACCAUUGCCCUGAACGACAAUGAAAAACGUGUUUGUCGUGAUCAGAGUUCAAGCCAGGGCUCGGGCCUCUCUGCCAGGCUGGGCAAUGGUGGGAGGAGCAAGAUCAGCAAGAAGAGGAGAGACAGUAAGGAAAAGGAUGAAGAUGAUGAGGAUGAAGAGGAGGACGACUCCACACUUCAGAGGGUGUGGGGAGCUAUGAUUAAACAGAAACAGGAGCAGUUUUCCCACAGAUUGAAGAAGAGCAACCUGGACAACCUUCCCUCACUCCAGAUCGAGAUCAGCAGGGACAGCAGCAAUGGUUCAGACUCAGACUCCUGAAAGAGAGAGAGAGAGAUAUGGAUAUGCAGGGUGAAGGAGAUGUUAUUGAAAUUGAAAGGGGCAGAAUGUUUUUCCUGUUUUUUCUUGCCCUUUUGCAAUCAGCAUCAUGUUAUUCACCAUGUUCGAUAAAUGUGCAGCAUUCUGUCAACACGCGAAGGUAACACAACACACUGACACACAUGAUAACACUCUGAGGACACCUUAUCCAGUAUGUCUCAGAGCAUUGUGACUGCAUACAUUUUCAUCAUUGGUGGCCUCAGUGGAAAAGGAACACCUAACCCUUCUGCUGUCAGUGCUGCGCUCUACCCAUCAGGAUGAUCAGGCAUUGGUACUCUUUCAGAGAACUGCUACAGGGAACCAGCGUUAAGCUGUACGGGACCACUUAUAUCACAUUUUACUUCAAGCCAUUAAGCUUAUGCUGUUAUCCAUGAGUAUUUCUGAUAAUAGAGAAGGGUAGGAGGUCACUGAUGAAUUGCUGGUCAUGUAGGUUGUUGUUGAGAUUGAGCCAGGAAAACUCAAUGUUACAGGCUGGUCUUUUUGAUACAGAAACACUUUAUAUCUGUUUGCUAUUUUACUGGGCUUUUUGUUUGUUUUUGUUUUGUUUUUUUGUUUUUUUUGGGGGGGGAGGUGUGCUAUACUGAUCACAUUUGUAGCACAGGCUUUUCUUUCAGUUUUUUAGCUUUACCUUUUCUUUCCCCACUGUGGAUAUUUAGGACAGUUCCUCUUCUUCCGAUCCUGUUUCUUAUUCUAUCUGGCAUGAAGCGUUAAGCGUAUGACAAAAAAUAUAAGCUACAGCUUCCUCAAUGAGUGCUAGCAAGGAGUGGUGUGUCAAUGAUAACAAGAAGGGGAAAAGUGCAGUUGUGCAGGGGAUCCAAAUUUGCAACAUGUAAAAUUAACUCCAUGGUAAGGAUACACACUGUUGUUUUGACCCCUGUUUGUAUUUUUUUUAAGAUGAGACCUGAACUUGGACUGAUAAGAACGUUAAGAAACGCUGGCUUUGAAAGAGAUAUGAGAGAAGAUGUUAAUUAUUACAAUAUUUUCUGUCAUUGAAAAGAACAAAAAAAAUUAA
This is a messenger RNA of Lampris incognitus (smalleye Pacific opah), 3202 nucleotides long. RefSeq names its product nuclear cap binding subunit 3 (gene ncbp3). Gene Ontology annotation, cellular component: nucleus; cytosol. The record is from RefSeq and is a predicted model, not a curated record. Gene Ontology annotation, molecular function: mRNA binding; RNA 7-methylguanosine cap binding. The transcript has 13 exons. Lineage: Eukaryota; Metazoa; Chordata; Actinopteri; Lampriformes; Lampridae. The coding region runs from base 28 to 2133 and encodes 701 amino acids.